This is a messenger RNA of Telopea speciosissima, 1617 nucleotides long. Its product is annotated as tetracycline resistance protein, class A-like. Bases 45 to 1382 code for a protein of 445 amino acids. Gene Ontology annotation, molecular function: transmembrane transporter activity. Gene Ontology annotation, biological process: transmembrane transport. The transcript has 14 exons. The record is from RefSeq and is a predicted model, not a curated record. Lineage: Eukaryota; Viridiplantae; Streptophyta; Magnoliopsida; Proteales; Proteaceae.
GAGAGAGAAAGAGAAAGAAAGAGAAUUGAAGAAGAUUGGUAGAGAUGGCGGAGAUGGGAUUUGCAGGGUUGAGCCACCUCUUUGUGACGGUUUUUCUGUACUACUCGGCCAAUUUCAUGGUGAUACCAGCUAUCACUGACGUUACAAUGUCUGCUCUCUGCCCUGCCAUGGAUGAAUGCUCCAUUGCUAUCUAUCUCACUGGAUUCCAACAAGCGAUCAUAGGGUUAGGAACGCUUGUUAUGAUGCCUAUCAUUGGGAACUUGUCAGAUGAGUAUGGGAGAAAAACAAUGCUCGCACUCCCAAUGUCUCUCUCCAUUAUUCCCUUAGCAAUAUUGGCUUAUAGAAGGACGAAGCAAUUCUUCUACGUGUACUACGUGCUCAGGAUUCUCACUUCCAUGUUUUGUGAAGGCAGCGUCCAAUGCCUCUCUCUCGCCUAUGUGGCAGACAACAUUCCGGAGGGUCGAAGAGCGUCGGCUUUCGGGAUUCUGUCGGGUAUCGUGUCUAUAGCAUUCAUCUGUGGAACUCUAACUGCUCGCUUCCUCUCCACUGCUUUGACAUUUCAGGUUUCAGCGACAGUGGCGGUGCUUGCAGCCUUGUACAUGAAAGUUUUCGUUAGGGAUUCAAUCGGCGGCAUUGAUGCGGCUUCCCUGCGAACAAUCUCCAAGAAGACAAACAAUGUUGUUCACUUCGAUGACGAUUCCUCCAGGAAGAUACGACUGUUUAGUAGAAUCCCUUCAGUGGAAGAGAUUCUUUACCUUUUGAGGAUUAGCACAACCUUUUCACAAGUAACAGUUGUUGCAUUCUUCAACAAUCUUGCUGAGAGCGCGCUUUCUUCUUCUUUAUUGUACUUUUUAAAAGCCCGUUUCCACUUUAGCAAAGAUCAAUUUGCGGAUUUAUUGUUGAUAUCAGGGUUUGCAGGGGCCAUCUCUCAGCUAGUUCUUAUGCCCAUAUUAGUACCAUUUUUGGGAGAGGAAAAGUUGCUUAUGAUAGGGCUUUUUGCUAGUUGCACACAUAUGUUUCUUUAUGCCAUAGCAUGGUCUUCUUGGGUUCCAUAUGUCGCCUCUAUGUUCUCUAUUUUGCUUGUUUUCGCACCUCCGUGUUUAAGGAGCAUUGCUUCCAAACAAGUUGGUCCCACUGAGCAGGGGAAAGCUCAAGGAUGUCUUUCAGGCAUAUGUUCACUCGCCAAUAUUAUUUCUCCAUUAGCUUUGACUCCUCUGACAGCAUUGUUCCUAUCAAAAAAUGCACCAUUUCACUUCCCAGGCUUCAGUAUUAUGUCCAUUGGAUUUUUCCUAUUGAUAGCCUUCAUACAGAGUACAAGGAUUAGAGUAGAUCCUCCAAUUUCAAGCUACAAAAUUAGCAACAGCGACUAUAUGGAGGCCUAGCAUUCGACAAGAAAAAGUUUCAGACAUAGAACAGCAACUCUACUCUAGGCUUCCAUCUUGAUCUUGGUGACACUCUUAACUCGUUCCACGUGUCAAAGCCAUACUAUUACAUGUAAAAGAGAGCUGAAUUUGAGGACUCAUUACCUCUUUGGUUCAAACAAUCUCAAAACUGAUGCCUUUGUUUAAAUUCCCACACCCAAUUGUAUUUAUUAGAGAAUCUGUCAACCAUUCAUGA